Messenger RNA from Poecile atricapillus (Black-capped chickadee), 758 nucleotides. Its product is annotated as TYRO protein tyrosine kinase-binding protein-like. The coding region runs from base 1 to 273 and encodes 90 amino acids. The transcript is spliced from 6 exons. NCBI's taxonomy places the organism in Eukaryota, Metazoa, Chordata, Aves, Passeriformes, Paridae. Gene Ontology annotation, biological process: positive regulation of phosphatidylinositol 3-kinase/protein kinase B signal transduction; regulation of immune response. The record is from RefSeq and is a predicted model, not a curated record. Gene Ontology annotation, molecular function: signaling receptor binding; phosphatidylinositol 3-kinase binding. Gene Ontology annotation, cellular component: membrane.
AUGGGACCCCCCGGGACCCUCGGCCUCGUCUUCCUGCUGCUGGGAGCAGCGACAGCGGAAGGAGAAUGUUCCGGGUGCCUCCCGGGGCCGGGGCCAAUCGCGGCGCUCGUGGCCGCUGACGUCAUCAUGACGCUGCUGAUCGCGGGCGGAGCCUAUUGGCUGGCGGGGCGGGGCCGCAGAGCCCCGCCCAAGCCCCGCCCCCCGGAACCGGACCCGCAUUACCAGGAGCUGCAGGGAGCGCGCGGGGACCUUUACAGCGAACUCAAGCGCUGAGCGACCCCUCCCCCCCCUUCCCUGGCCGCCAUUAAAGCGUUUUUUGACCGUUUUGAGGCUUUUUCUCCCCAAAUUCGUCUCGGUUUUAUUGAUCAUUUUUAAUUGUGUUGUCGCGCAAUGUGACGUCACAGCGGCGCGCCGGAAGUGCCCCUCAAGCGGGCGGAAGCGCUUGAGGCGGUUUCAAUCAUGGCGGCGACGGCGGCUCCGGGAGCGGCCGGGCCGGGAAUGGCGGCGGGAACCGGACCCGGUCCCGGGGUGGUGGCGGCGGGGCCCGGUCCCGGUCCCGGAGCGGCGGCGGGAGGCGGAGGAGCCGCGGCCAAGAGCGGAGAGGAGCGGCUGAAGGAGAUGGAGGCGGAGAUGGCGCUGUUCGAGCAGGAGGUGCUGGGGGCUCCAGGCCCCGCCCCCGGGGACCCCCUGGCCCCGCCCCCCGUCCUGCGCCCCAUCAUUGCCACCAACACCUACCAGCAGGUCCAGCAGUCCCUCGA